Cuculus canorus (common cuckoo) is the source of this 14857-nucleotide messenger RNA. It is a transcript of the gene SLCO5A1, whose product is annotated as solute carrier organic anion transporter family member 5A1. Gene Ontology annotation, biological process: sodium-independent organic anion transport; transmembrane transport. The coding region runs from base 4949 to 7453 and encodes 834 amino acids. The record is from RefSeq and is a predicted model, not a curated record. Gene Ontology annotation, cellular component: membrane. NCBI's taxonomy places the organism in Eukaryota, Metazoa, Chordata, Aves, Cuculiformes, Cuculidae. Gene Ontology annotation, molecular function: protein binding. The transcript is spliced from 10 exons.
AGAUAGACAUAAAUAAUUAAAAGUCAGUGCGUUUUUAAGAUGACACUAGCUUUUUUACACAAACAUUAAAGUGUGUUUGAAGUUGCACGUACAAGUUACAGAGUAAUAGCUAGUUUUCUAAACUAGUGGUUCAAACAGUUUCUAUGAACUCUCUUUAGAGAGAAAGUACUUAAUGAACGUUACACCAACAAAGUUUAACAAAGCAGAUUAAUAAAUGAAAUACUUCCAGUGUUUAUAUGAAGGUAAGCAGUCAUAACAACAAUGGUUGCAUGCUCUUCUUUUUAUUUUCUGUUACAGCUUAGGAGAAGGAGGAAUGGGGUACUCAACUAGCUUUUUCAGAUAAACACACUUAAACAUUGGGGUUUGCCUUGAGAAGAAAAGUCUAAUUUCGAACAUAACUUUUAAAAUUAUCCCAAGUAGAUUCACGGCUGAGACUUGGCAUCUUCUAAAAUAAAACAGUAAGCCCUACAGAACCAUCACCAUGACUUAGGUGGCUUGGGCUUUAUCCUGCUACCAGGCACUCAAAGUGGAGCCUGUGUGCACAGGCAUGGUGCCAGAUUCAGCCCUGUGAUGGGCAAGGCAUCUCAUGGCCUUGCCUGUGCUACCCCUCGCAGACAACCUUAUCACCUCCUGCUUCUCACUGGGCCCUCUGCACUGAUGCACGCCCAGCUCACCACCUCGCUGUGCCCAAUGAUUACUGAAAAGCCAACUAAAGCCAUUUCUCCCACCACCCUGGCUCUGCUGUGGAUGUGUGGGAUUGUUCCCUGGAUGGGAAUGCACAGCACUGCUUGUGCUGUGCUCACCCUUGGCUCACAGUUUUCCUUUCCCCCAUGGCAUGCAGGCUCGAGGCAAACUUAAGACCAGCCUGAAACACUUUUUCCCCCUGCAAUGUUGCCCUCUACUCUUAUGUCAUUAAAAUUCUCAAUUUAUAAGCUAAAAUUUUCAGUCCCACAGGCCAGACUACAAUGUAAAAGAAUGACCUCAGUGUGAAAAGGUAACACUUUCUUCUCUGAUACAUACAGUUUUAAUGCUGAUAACCGUUGCCCCUAACUUUAAUUGUUAUUUCUGUGACUGUUUUUCUUUUGUCUUCCAUUCUCCUACUGCUUUGCACCUCCUUUGCAUUCACUACUACUUUAUUUCAUUCAAGAAACUGUAGGUAGCUUUUCUCUGGAGACUGAAAAAUAUUAAGGUAGACUUAUCUAAACAAUAUCUGAUUGCAGUUAAGCUCAUUUCUUGUACUAAAUGAGCUCUUUAGUUUAGAAUUUGCUGUAAUAAAUGUCUGUUUUAUUCCAAAUAAAAAUAAUGACCUGCUCCCUCCUAGGAGAGAGUUGCCCUCGAGAAUUCAUUAGGACACUAGCUGGGUGAGGGUCCCUGAGGAGUGAAGUUACUUGUCCUUUCGCUUUAUGCUUCCCAGCGCUCACGCUCCAGGAGGACCCAUUAGCCUCCUAAUGCACAUCCUGUUUUGCUUAUUGCUUUAUUAAUAUUGGGCUCAAAAUGAAGAGCAGAUGUUGCCCAAAAAUGACAGCAGAAGUGUUAGACUAAAGCGGAAAGAAGACAAGUGUGUAGAUUUAUUGUGUUUGUGGCAUAGCCUUGAGUGGAAAACCUGGCUAGAAAUGUCAAACAUUGAAGAAAAAGCAGAGCUAUCAAUUCACACCACCCUUCAGCUGUGUUUUUCCUGCUUCAUUGCCUGGAACAGACCAGGCUGAGGCACCUUGUUUGGUGUUAGCAGUUCCCUGGGCUAGCAAGUACACAUAAGGACCCAAAUCCACCAUAACUAAAGUGUGACCUUAAAAAGAUGGUAUCUUUGCAGAUUUUACCUCCUCUUCUGAAACUUAAAGACCACAUGACAGUAAGCCAGCCUGAGCUGCUGCACAGCUCUCCCCCUCUGCUGAUGCUUGUCAUCUCUCUGCCAGGAGGCUGUGCCCCUCAAAGAACAGUGCUGUGGGAAUGUCCAGGGCAGCCCACAUGGGAAGGAGUUUGUCAGCUAGGAAUUUAUGCAGGCACUAUUAAGAUGAAGGGCCUGUCUCCUACUAGUCCUAACAGUGUUUCUCACUAACUUGUGCUUGAAGGAUAGCAGAUAUUUAAAAUUCAUGAUGGUGAAAAUUCAAAAGCUGAAAAGUUUGUGUAAGUAUUAUACGUUUAGGUUUUAUCGUGAACUUGGGUACCAGUGAUCCACCUUCUAUAAUCAACCUGUCAAGUGAAGAGAGUACUACUGAUUUCCCAUUCAUCUCUUGGCACUGGAUGCUCAUACCCACUGCAGACUACAAAUACUCUCUUUGCUCAGCUAACCUGUUACUUAAGUAUUCCAAACCAAAAGUAAACAUGGAAGUCAGGCAUUUUGACAGCUGUAAUCAGCUGGAGCAACUUCCUGAAACAAACACCUUUACCUAGUCCUAAGGACAAUUUUAUCUUUUGAUAGAUUUGUCACUGCAGAAAUAAUUGACACUGUACCUCUUUGCAACUGCUGUGAAGGCUGUGAAUGCUACACCCUUAUACUUUCCCAUGGGAUUGGAGAAUACUUUUGUUAUAUCUACUGUUAUUCUGUGAUCUCAUGAAAUUCUUUGCUUUAGACAAUAAUGCCUAGGGAUCCUGGUAGUAGAACAAGAUCCCAAAGAUGAUGUUAAAUACACGAUCCAGAAAGCUUAUAAACUGCAGUUAUUGGUUCUUUUACUAGUUCAAGUGCAAUGGAGUUACUGAAGUUUAAUGGGUUACUAUGUACCAGCUGAACUAUGCGUGUGUUCUUAGGGAUGGCUCGAUGAGAUGACUGGGUCGAAUUAAGACAUUGUUGUUGUUGAAACGAGGUCUAUCCUUUCUUUCUCUUCCCCAGCGGACUUCCUGCACAUAAAAGCAGCAAAAAAGGUCUCUUUCCCUUCGACCAGUUUCGUGCCGCCUCUCUGAGCUGAACCACUUUACUAAGGACUAAGCUGAGUGCCAAAGCUGGCAUGAAGGAAACUGUGACCCUGAGGGACUGACAGCAGAAGAGGAACAAAACCAAGAGAGGAGCUGCAGUAAAAGAAAGCUGUGGGAUGAUGAGACAGAAGAAACUGUCAGGGACCUUAUGAGGGGCCUCCACUGAGAUGGAGAAUGAUUGAGAUGAGUUUUUCAAGGAUUGUUGAAAACCUGAAUUGAAGAGAACUCUAAAACUACAUGCCUAGACAAUCACUGAACUCGAGGUAACUUAUCAACAGCGGAAAUACGGUGAAAACCUAGGAAAAAACAAGUAUUGUUUUGGCUGUGUUGGGUUUGAGUUAUCUGAAGGCUAAGCAAGUACAAAGAGGUAUCAAACACAAGUUUGAUAGAAGUUGAAAAUUAUAUUCUAUGAAAUUAUCAUAAUUAUAAAUAAAUAACAAAAGUAAUGAGUCAGUCUAAACCACUUUAGUUUUUAAGGAGGGGAAGAAAAUCAAAGGUAAAUCCUCUAUCCUGCCAGAAAAGCAGUAGCUAUUCAGAAAUGUAUAGGAUAUUCUAUGUCUUUAAUGUAUUUCUUGACAUUAUUUUAUGGUAAAACAUAGGGCAAAAAGAGGAAUACCUCAUCAGUUCAAGCUCCACCAAAUCACAACUAAUGUAAUGCUUCAUAGUACUAUCUAACUUAGCUUAGUACUGGGGCUUUAUAAACAGAGACUUCAGAGGAAAAAUAAAACUAACAGUGCGAUUCAGGAUACUACACAAAUUGAGAGAAGGAGGUUAAGAAGAAACUCUGUGAGGAGUAAACUCGAAAGUACUUUGCCCAGUUUUGUGCGCGUUUACCAUUUCUGAAGGUGGUUCCUAUUGGAGAAACGAGCCUGGAGAAAACGGAUCACCGGGUGGCCCAGCCUUCUGUUCGCCUAAACAAAUAAACACUCCUUUGUCCCUUCUCACUUUUCAGCACAAGCUGUAUCUCAGGUCUCCCCUCCCGGACAUUUAAUUGGUUUUAGAAACCACGGUGCAACACCACGGAGCAUCCCAAACGCCGCCCGGGACUGACACCCGUGCUCGCUGCCUCUCCCAGCCCCGGGGGCGCAGCCGCAGCCCCCCGGCCGUGCCCCGGUUCCCCGCGGGUGGCGAGGAGGGGUCGGCGGGGAUGCGAGCGCCCGGCGGCGGGCGCGCCUGCGCUCCUCCCGGGAGGCGGCCGAGGGGCACCCGGCGCUGGGGGACGGGUGGGAGCUCGGCUCCGGGCGCGGUGAGUGGCUCCGCGUUUCUCCCCCGCGGCGGCCGGGAGGAGGGAGCCCGGCGCACCCCCCCCGGGGCGGGGGCAGAGCCGCGGUUGCCGGGGCUGCCGCUGCCUCCCCGCCCGCCCCUCCGCCGGCUCGUACCGGCAGACAAAAGCGGACAAAGGAGGCAAAAGGCGUGUUCCGCCGCCGGGUAGGCAGGGCCGGGCACCGCUCGGCGAUCGCGGGGGAACCCGGGGCGAGCCGGGGCCGCGGGGUCAGCCCCGGGGCGCCGCCUGCGGCUUCGUUCCCCCUCUUCCCCGCCCGCUGCCGCUCCCCGGGCCGGCGGCUCGUAGCGGAGUAUUUAUUUCGGCGUGUUUAUUUUUAGGCUGGAAAAUAAAAGGCUCGGCACGGCGACCUUUGGCUGUCGCAUCCGGCGCCAAACGAACGGGUCGCGCUCCGGCCGAGCCCCGCGGCCGAGCCCGUCCCCGCUCUUAUAGCCACAGCGACCUGCGGAGCUCCGGGAGAGCGGAGGAUGCGGGCGGGCGGCUGCUGAGCAUGCGGCGGCGGCGAGCGGGACCCGCCGGGCAGCGGGGACGCCUCGGCGUGCGGGCGGCCCCUCGAGCGACCCGAGGGAGGAUGGAGCCACAAAGGACUCUGGCUGGCACGUGCGGCGGGGCGGCCGGCGGCCGCGGCUAGGGCCACCCCCUGCCCUCCCUCCCUCUCUCCCUCCUCCCCUCCCCGCGAUGCUGCGCUCCCGCCGGGCCCCUCCGCUCGCUCGGCGCGCGGCGAUGCAGGCGGCCGGGCUGCUCUGAGCCCGCGGCAUGGCCUCGGCGGGGACCCCCGGGGCGGAGCGGCCGGCCGAGACGCCGCGCUGCCGCAGCCUCCCCGCGCUCGGCGGGGCGGUGCCGCGGGGCCGCGGGGGCGCGCUCGGCUCCCCCCUGGCGGCCGGGGGGGUCGGCGGCGCCCCGCGGAGCUGCGCCGCGGCUCCGGCGCCCCGGGACGGGCGGGGCGAGGCCGCCGCCGGGGAUGCCCGGCGCCCCCCGCGGAGCUCGGAGAGCGGGGUGUCCCCGGGUCCCCCGCUGGGGCUGCGGGCGCCCGCGGUGCUGCUGGCGGCGCCCCCGGGGGGAGCGUGCCUGCGGGCUGUGCUGGAGGACUCGCGCUUCUUCUUGGUGUGCAUGUGCUUCCUGACCUUCAUCCAGUCCCUCAUGGUCUCCGGCUACCUGAGCAGCGUCAUCACCACCAUCGAGCGAAGAUACAGCCUCAAGAGCUCGGAGUCGGGGCUGCUGGUCAGCUGCUUCGACAUCGGGAGCCUGGUGGUGGUGGUCUUCAUCAGCUACUUCGGGGGGCGCGGGCGGAGGCCGCUCUGGCUGGCCGUCGGGGGGUUCUUCAUCGCCCUGGGGGCUGCACUCUUCUCCUUACCUCACUUCAUCUCCCCGCCGUACCAGAUCCAGGAGCUGAACUCCUCCGUCAGUAACGACGGCUUGUGCGUGACUGGCAAUGGCACUGCCAAAGAGCAGUGGGACUCCUCGGCCUGCGUUAAGGACUCCGGGGGAAACGACCACUCUCUCUAUGUAGCUUUAUUCAUUUGUGCCCAGAUCCUCAUCGGCAUGGGCUCGACACCCAUCUACACCUUGGGACCAACCUACUUGGAUGACAAUGUCAAGAAAGAAAACGCCUCGCUUUACCUAGCCAUCAUGUACGUAAUGGGAGCACUUGGUCCUGCAGCUGGAUACUUGCUAGGAGGACUUCUUAUUGGUUUCUAUGUUGAUCCUAGAACUACAGUUUAUAUUGACCAGAGUGAUCCCCGAUUCAUUGGAAACUGGUGGAGUGGAUUUCUCCUUUGUGCCAUUGCAAUGCUCCUUGUGAUAUUUCCCAUGUUUACCUUUCCAAAAAAGCUCCCUCCUCGACAUAAAAAAAAGAAAAAGAAAAAGAAGGCAAACUCUGAUGAUGUUUCCAGUGAUGAUGAAGUCAUGAAAGAGAAAACGAAUAGCAAAAUACAAGCAGACAGUGCAGUUCCUGCCUCUAUGGGAUUUGGAAAGAAUGUGAAAGAGCUUCCAAGAGCAGCUGUCAGGAUCUUAAGCAACAUGACAUUCCUUUUUGUGAGUUUGUCAUACACAGCUGAGAGUGCCAUUGUCACAGCUUUUAUUACCUUCAUUCCCAAGUUCAUCGAGUCACAGUUUGGCAUCCCAGCUUCCAAUGCCAGCAUCUACACUGGUGUGAUUAUUGUCCCAAGUGCUGGUGUUGGUAUUGUCCUAGGUGGCUAUAUUAUAAAAAAACUGAAACUUGGUGCGAGAGAGUCUGCAAAGUUGGCUAUGAUCUGCAGUGGUGUGUCUUUGCUCUGCUUUUCAACUCUUUUCAUUGUUGGAUGUGAAAGCAUUAAUCUAGGGGGAAUAAAUAUACCUUACACAACUGGUCCCACUCUUGCCAUGGCCCACAGGAAUCUGACUGGGAGCUGUAAUGUUAACUGUGGAUGUAAGAUUCAUGAGUACGAGCCUGUCUGUGGAUCAGAUGGAAUAACAUAUUUUAAUCCUUGCCUAGCUGGCUGCAUCAAUGGUGGAAACCAUAGCACAGGGGUAAGAAAUUACACAGAAUGUGCCUGUGUCCAGAGUCGCCAGGUGAUCACUCCGCCGACGGUGGGCCAGCGCAGUCAACUCCGGCUGGUUAUUGUCAAAACCUACCUAAAUGAGAAUGGCUACGCUGUUUCUGGGAAGUGUGAUCGAACCUGCAACACGCUUAUCCCAUUCCUGAUAUUUCUUUUCAUUGUUACCCUUAUAACAGCAUGUGCCCAGCCAUCAGCAAUCAUAGUGACACUCAGGUCUGUGGAAGAUGGGGAGCGGCCCUUUGCGCUAGGAAUGCAGUUCGUUUUAUUAAGAACUCUUGCUUACAUUCCCACUCCAAUUUAUUUUGGGGCUGUUAUUGACACCACGUGCAUGCUUUGGCAACAGGAUUGCGGCGUACAAGGAUCUUGCUGGGAAUACGAUGUCACCUCGUUUCGUUUUGUCUACUUUGGAUUGGCAGCUGCUCUUAAGUUCGUGGGAUUCUUUUUUAUUUUCCUGGCCUGGUAUUCCAUUAAGUGUAAAGAAGAGCAACUGCAGAGACGGAGAUGGAGGGCUUCACCGGUGAACACUGUGAGUGAGAUGGUUGGCCAAGCUGGACCCCAACAAAACUAUGCACGGACUAGAUCUUGCCCUACCUUCAGUUCCCGAGGAGACAUCAGUGUGACACAAGGAAUGAACUGUGUAGCACAGACAUACCCCGGCCCUUUUUCAGAAGCAAUAAGUUCCUCGAAUGAAAAUGCAUUGGAAGAAGUCACUGCUGAGCUAUAGACCCCCGGCUUGGUAAUGUAAUAUUUAGUUUUGUUGGUUGACUUAAUUACGGCGCCUUGAUAAACACCUGUGCCUUCUAUUUUUAAUCUAAAUGUAACACAUGAUGAAACCAACAAAGCUUAAUGCAAGCAACCAUAGUAUGUUCCUGAGGGCUGGAUACCUCAAACCAACCCACAUUCUUAUUUCUCCACUCCCGACAAUGGAAUUUUAAAAAUUGUGUUUGUAAUUAUUUCAGAUGUGUCCAUUAAAUGUCCAUGCUCUGAUCUAAUAUCAGUGUAAGGAUGAGGUAUUAUGAACAGCAGAAGUCAGUGGAAGAGUGACAAAAACUCAUAUCGUUGAUGUCCAGACAUAACAAAAAUGCUUAGAUGAAAUGUAUUGUCAACUUCAUAUCCACAAAUUGUAUUUUUAAGAGAUAAGUAAUUACUGUGAGUUUUGCUACCAAGCACAACUGAACUUGUUUAAACUAUGCAACUUAGUUGGAUAAUUGUAUGUGCAGCAAAUUAAGCUUAAAGUUCGCUUUUAAAGACAUUACUGCAACUGAAUUUGAAAGGGACUCUUUUCAGACAUAACCAUUACAUUAAAAAAGAAUUUAUGGUUUGAGGUACUGUUAAUAACAUAUUGAGCCAUGCAAAACUAAUGCAUCAGGUAAUGUUUGCAAUGUUCAGUCGUAAUAUCUUUAUCCUGUCAAAAUGUGCAUUAAUUUUCAUUUGGUGGGUUGUAGUCAUUCUUCACAAAGUACACAGGCUAGGAAAGUAUAAUACUUCAGUAUUAAUUUAUAAUAACAUUAAGAAGUAGGAAUCAUACACACAUAUCAGAGCUGAUAUGUGCACAUUUCUGUAAUGUUAUUUGCGUAGCAAAUCCAGCACCAAAUCCAUACUUUUCCUGAAGAAGAAGAAAACCAGUUACAGCUUGCCAGGAAGAGUUUGUAUGUCCCUCAGAAACGUGUGCCAGUCUAGUUCAGCUUUGGUGAAAAAGUGUUGAGGGAGACCUAGUGGCCUUGUUUUGUGUCUGAGCAGCUGCCUGGAACCUGGUGAGCCUCUUGCAGCCAGUGAUGGCACGGGGCUCAGGAUGGCACUGCUCGCUACCUGCUGCACGAGUGAGCAGAGAAACCUUCAAGCGGGCUGCAAGCAGCCUGCCUGCUGCGGUGCCUGGUGCAAGGCAUUCGUCUCCACUCCUGUGCUGUCCUCCCUGCCACCACGGACACCGAGGGAGUGCCAGCUCAGACCCAGGAUCCCUCUUGUUUCAGCUCCUCUUCUGCCUCUCCUGCUACCUGGUGCUGGGCACUCUCCUUUGCCCUUCCAGGGGAAGAGCCAAGAAUAGAAAUUGUCUGCAGGCAUGGACCCAUGGGACAUGAUGUGGCCUUUGCUUAUUCCAAAUUACUGUACCGUGUUUUCUCCCCAGGAGAUGCUGAGACUUUCUAAUCAAGUGUACUUGGCAUUUCAUUUCUUGCUCUGGAGGCUUUGUAGUGCCAUGCUUAUGAUGUACUAAUGAUGUCUCAAAGGGCAGAGAAUGAUUUCAGGUGUACACUAAGAAGUCAAAGCUGUUUUUUGCCCUGCAGGGAAAGUCUUAGAAGUUUAGGAAAUUAAAAGCACUCUUUUUAGAGGACUUGGUGAUAGUCAGGUUUGGAUUUUGCCAUGUAGAGAGCUUGCGUGAAAGUAAAGAGCAGACCUUCUACAUAUUUUUUAACAGAGUUAUUCCUGGUUUAAUUUUUAAUUUAUAAUAUGUAAGUUUAUGAAACAUUAUAUAGAACCAAAUCCUUGAAAUUAAAGGCAGUACUGUCCUUGGCAUCCAUUGGAUUGGUCUAGGAAGAAUAGAUUUCCCUUUCCUCCUUUGCUGGCUGCCUUUUCUCAUCUUCUGUCUCUUCAAGCAUUUCUCCUGCUUGAAAUGGUAGCUGCUUAUUUCAGAAUAUCUCAGCCCACUUAUGUGGCUUCUAAUGAUUCCCACUUCUCUGUCUGCCAACUCAGAUGCUUCUACCCCCAACUACAACAGAGGUAUAUUGUUUUAACCACCUCCUGCUAUUCUGUACAUAUGAAUAGCUUUUUGAGGUCAAGCAGGAAAUAUUUUUUCUCUUGUGCAGCCACCAGGUACGAUACAUCCACAGUCAGCAUGUGCCACCUGAGAUGUUAGCUUCUACACUUCUCAUAUUAGUAAAUAAAUAAUUUUCCUUGUCGCAAAGGUAUUUGGUAUACCAUUUAUUUGUCAUAGGAGAUCAGAACAGAUGAUAAAAAUGUUUUGUUUUGCUCCAGUCUCAAAUGCUUCUUGCUCCAGGAAUUUCCUGCCAUGGCAAAAAUUGAGGCAAAGUAGUAAGAUGAAGUGUAAUUGCAACCCAUCACCCAUCCAUUUUAAUCACUUGCCCAUUUUAAUCAUCAUGGGAUUAGGUGAAGAGUGACAAUCUUUUCAAAUACCUCAGAAACAGAGCAUUUAGGGAACUGUAAAAGGCUAGGGAUGAAUCAUCUAUCCUGAGCUAUUCUGUUUCAUGUCUUGUGUGUGCUUCUGUUCCACGUGAAUAACAAAGGAGAGCAGAUUAGGCUUGUAGGAUUGUCAGGAGCUGACACUGAUGGCAAAAAAUGAGGUUGAUAGAAACAACACAUCUGCAAAUGCAGCUGCUUCUGAGCUGAUUUCAAAGGAAUUCAAAGCUUGUUGGAACAGAGAUCACCUGUUUUUCAGGAAAUCCUGACACUCCAGAUUCUAAAAACAUUCAUUUUUUUGAGAUAUUUGAGAAACUGGGAUGCAGAAGGAAAGGUGUUCACUUUAGAAAUGCUGAAAAAGCCUUGUUUAUGUACUUUCAAUUGUCUUUUAAUUUUCAUUUAAAAUAAUAUGCAAAACAAAAAAUGAUUUAUUACUUUUCAAACAAAUUUUAUAGUAAUUUUGGAUAUAGAUAAUUUUGACAAUAUGAAUAUGUUUCUACAAAAUCACUGAAUUAAAUCAACAUCCUCUGAAAGAAAGAAACCCCAGACUCCGGCCAGCAUUUGAUUGAUUCCUGGAAGAUGCUUUAUUGUGAGUAAGCUAUAACAGUCUGAACUAGACCCAUAAAGGCAUGCAGGGGAAACACGUUAACUUCCUAGAGAAGUCAGUUCCUACAUUGUCAACAUUGACUGAAAUAUGGACCUGCAGAACCAACACUGUUUUCUGAGGUUGUCAUUGCUGAAGGAAGCAGAAUUGCUGAAGAAAUUGGAUGCAUCCCUAGCAGUAGUCAUGAUCGACUUGUGGUACUAAACUGACUCACAAGAAGAAAAAAGGAGCUUUAUCUGUCACCCAGUGAAGGCAGCCAUGAUGUCUUCCAGCUGUGAAAUCCUCUGUCCAUAGAAUAUAAUUAACCUGUAAUUUCUGCCAUUUUCCUUCUCCACGCUCAAACACUAAAGGCUGGAUAGCGGUGAGUACAAGAAAAGGUUAAGCAUGGAUCCUGCUCACCCAGAGGCUGCUAUUGGUAGCAAACUCAAGUGAUCUACCUGCAGCUAACUAGCCAGGGAUAAUGGGCAACUACACCCAGCAAUGAAGUAGAAGUCCACAAAAUGCCAUCGCAAGGACAGACUAGUUUACUCUUACACCACUAAUUCCUGAUUUAGAGUGAAGGGUACGUAAGGAGAAGUAGCUCCAAAACACAGAUUUGACUGUACAGGUGAUCAUCCCUGUUUAGCCUCCCGUUCAUCCUUGUUUCCUCAAAAAGGGAAAAACUUCAGAAAUGGCAUAGCCAUGGCCUUGGGUGCUUAUGGGUGCUGCAUUCUCAGGAGAUGGUUCUUAGAGAUUUUGGAUGCUGGAAUAUCUGGAGAGUGGGACACUAUUUCCAGUUCCAAGCAAAAGCCCUGUGGUUUUAGUCCCCAUUCUUCUACAUGAAUAUAGUGGCUAUAAUAUAGUAAAAUCUUGAACUGGUGGCAUUUUAUAUCUUGUCAGUACAAUGUAAGCAGCUGCAAGAAACAUGUUGAAUAUAUGGUGCAAUUUAUGUUUAAUUGGAAACUUUCAUUUUUUGACCAGCCAUUGUCUCUUUAAAAAUGUAUGUGGUAACAUGCAGUUCUUCAGAACUUGCUGUUCUCUAACUCAAGUAGGAGCACAAAUCUCCUUAUAGGAAGAGAUGUAAAUUUGAAAGGCCCUAAUUUAGUUACAAAUACUUGAAUUGAAUGUUUUCAAAAAUAGGUUUUCUUUUCAUUUUAUAUGUAUUAAUUUAUAGCAUUAACUGUUUGUUCAUUAUGGCUCUGAUCCAGCAGAACACUUAAAUAUGUGUCUGAGUUUAUAUACUUAAGUAAUGCACUUAAACAUAGUGCAUGUGUGUAAGUGCUGGACUGAAUCCCAUCUGCAUUCAAAAAGAAGUUUCUUUACCCAAAGAGUAAUUUCCAUGCUGAGCUUUUUUCCCCAUGGAUUCUGUGCUCAUUGUAACCAGAACAGCAUGAAGUAGCAAUUGAGUAGUCCCCUGUGGCAUUCGUGUGUGGCUGCUUAUGUGUCUGGCAAUGGAGGAAAGCUUUCAUUUCGAAGAGAAUUCAAAAUCAAAAUAUUUUGUGGACACGCUUAAAGAUGCAUUCUAGCUUUUCCGGCUGUUCACUUGGUUUAUGAAUUUCUGGGUGAAAAUCUGUGCAUUUCUUGCGGAGACGUAAGGACAUCUUUCUGAGCUUAAAGCUGAUGAAAUUGCUCAAGUAGUGCUGUAGGUUCAGAUUGUGCCCUUUCGUAGAAUUUGGACCUAGAGGUUCAGAUGACAGAUUUUCAGUGUCCUUCACAAAUGAAGCCGAGUGCUGCCUGCUCUGUGCAACUCCAGACAGCAUGGCUGGGAGAGAGGUCAGGACCUUCUGUACUGUUACCCCCCAAAUGCCUGAAUUAUUGCUGCCUUACUUCAUUUUCUGUGUGUGUAGUACCACAGCUCUUUGUAGUAUUAUAUUGACAUGAAACCGAUGAUAAAUAGGUCCAAUGUGUCUUAAUGCUAUUUUGGAGCCAGAUUCUCAGCCUCAAAAGUCCAGUGAUGAGGACCAGUACCUUGGGUUGGGUGUUAACAAGUUGACUCUUCAGCAAGUGUAUGUGAACAAAGUGGUAUCAGUUAUUUGUUUAGCUUUCAUACUUCGGUUCACUGGUUCCUACUACUGUCUUUGGAGAUCAAAGACAAAAUAUUUCCUGAACAAGUUUUUCUUUUUCUCUUCUCUCAAUAAUGUGUCUUUUAUAACAGCAUAGGAGAUGCUCUGCUGCAUGCUGCAGUGUCUGGGUUUCCCCAGCUGAAGCCAUCCAGCUUAGGUUGCUUUCCAGGAGAGAUUUACUUGGAUUGCAGUCUGAAUCAACAUUGCUUUGGACAGAGUUGAUUUGCCCUUUGUGAUUUUAAGAACAUUUCAGGUUCUUCACAUAAUGGUCUUGAUUUUAUAGACAUUUUUAUUCUUUAGAGGGCUUGCAAGAUGGGCAGUCAACAUCAUGAUGGUACGUUAAUUCUUUGGUAUUGAAUUAGGGCUUUUAUUUUUCUUAUAACAUCUUGCUUUACGAAUAACAAUACAAAAAGGCUACCUGUAAACAUUGUCGCACAGCAGAGAUGUAGAACCUUCAGUGUGGGGACUGGAUAUGGCCAGGGUUCACAUAAAUCGUCUUUAUGCUGAAUAUCACUAAUACAUGUUAUUAUGUGGCCAAAGGUUUGAAAGCCUACCUGAUCCUCAGGGAGGACAUUUACCCUAUCCUUUCCACAGAAUAUAUGUCAUAAAUUAAGGAGGACAUAUAACACUAUCCAUAUCCCAUAGCCAUGACCAUUACAUUAACUGCAGUUAAUAACUGUAGUUUUUAGCAACUCCUCCUUAGUCCUUCAGAUAAGCUAUUUUCUUUUGAUUGAAACAGCCUUUUAAACACAGAUAUAGCUCUUCAAGUUCAAAGUAGCUCAGAACUUUUCUUGGUUUCAGUUGUUGUGAAAUAGGUGUGUAUGUAUUUGGUUCUAUUCUACUCUUAAUAAUUAUUACAUUAUCUGUUGUGUGUACUGUAUUUUCUUAUUUUUUUUCUGUCUCAAAACAAUUAUCACAAUGUUAUCCUGAAAAAACAUUUUAUUCAUGAUAUAGAAUAGGUGAAAAGCUGUGGAAUUCUUGAAGGGCUACAAAAAGCAUCCAAAACGUUGUUCACCUCGAGAAAGGGUGAGACCUGAUAAUCUUUGGACAAAUGACUAAACAACACUCUGGUGCUAAUAGGUACUGAAAUAUUUUAUGAUGUAUUCAGUAUGACUUAAGUGACAUAUUCAAGGCAUGUCAAUGAUGAAACUGCAUGUGCUUUUCUUCUUAAAGUCUGGACUGCUCCAGUGAAGACAGUGUUUGUAAUUCCCGGUGGGCUAGUUCCUACCUAGCUCUUCUGUGGGAAAGAUAUUUCAGGAGGUGGUAUAGGAUUUGGCCCAGCACUAACAGCUAAGGUAAAUGCUAUACAGACCACAGAAAUCUCAUGUAGGAUGCAUUCAUCCUGCUGUAGCAUGUUGCUUUAUUUAGUGGCUUUGCUUAAGCAGAGGCUAAAACCAAAUUCUGUAGUAAUGACAAGAAACACUGGGCUAAAUUCUGGGACCCCUUAACAAAAUGACUUUAGUAAGCAUUUGAAUUAAAUUGAGGAUUCAGAUCUGAAAUAUUAAUGUUUUUCCAUGGAAUACCAGAAAUAAAGGUGUAGAAUAAGAGCAAAUUCUACCUCUAGGAAUGCAAAAAGGCCAAAUCUGCUCAACUUUAAAGUGAGCUGUAGUUUAAAACAGACGUGUUUGGUUUCAAAAUCUUGCAGACUACUUUUUUCCCUUCCGUUUUGAAUUCUGAAAGGUAAUUAUUUUGUGUCCUUGUGCCUGGGGUGCUCAUGUAGAGGCGGCCUCUGCAUCCUAAACAGCACUAAGAGGUACACCUCUGACUGAUUGGUCAGAAAUUUUACCUCUUUAAAAAAUGCCGUAUUUGAAAACAUGGAGGGAAGUUUCAAAACAGCAACAAAAUUACAAAUUUUUUUGAGAUUUCCAUGGUUGGGUGAAGGCUUUCCUUAAAGAAGACCUGCUUUUUUCCCCAGCUGAGCAAACUGGAGUUUUGCCCAUGGUUGCAGUGCAUACCUCUACCAAAUUAUUUAAGCAGAACAGCAUCAGCCUGGGUAGUAUGUUAGGAGUGGGGACACUGCCUGUAACUGUUUAGUUUUUUAAAAACUCAUUAUUAAGCAAAUGUGUAGAGUAUUAAAGAAAUGCAUAGAGUAUGUCUGACCGUAUGAGUGUGUGGGUGCUGUGCUGUGGUAAAAAAGAGACUAAUUGGUUUAUGCGGUUUGUUUUGCCAGCUUUAGGCUCCUGUAUGGGUAUUUUUAAUUGAUAUUUAUUUCUCAGCAGAGCUUAGAAUAAUUUUAAAGCUGUGUAACACAUCAUUUAAUGAAUUCUAUUGUCAGCAUCUGUUGUAAACAUGUGUUUACAAAACAAACUCUUGAAUACUUGAUAUUUGGAAAUAAAAAGUAGCAUAUCAA